Molecule: messenger RNA, 1134 nt
Organism: Penicillium verhagenii
Lineage: Eukaryota; Fungi; Ascomycota; Eurotiomycetes; Eurotiales; Aspergillaceae
Product: putative integral membrane protein Pth11-like
Exons: 6
Coding region: 1-1134 (377 amino acids)
Source: RefSeq, a predicted model, not a curated record
AUGCAGGUGACAAGCGAUCAUGGUUCUCAAGGACCGGUGGUCUUGGGCAUUUGUCUAGCAUUCGCCAUCUUGACAUUUAUCGUUUUGGCGCUGAGGCUCUUUGCUCGAGUCUAUGUAUUGGGUAAAAUGGGUGUCGAUGACUAUCUUAUCAUAGGAGCUGCUCUUCUUGCUUGGGCAUUCAUCGGAGCUGUAAUUUCUGCUGUCAAAAAUGGACUUGGUCAACACUAUGAAUAUACCGAUAAGAGCUUACUUCUAAACUACUCCUUUGCGGUUUGGUUGAGUUCAAUGUUCUAUCUUGCAUGUCUUGGAUUCAUCAAGACCUCCGUCUUGUGGUUUUAUACUAGACUCGGAGACCGCUAUCUCACUCGGAUCUCCUGGAUCAUGAUAGGUGUUAUUAUCUGUCAGGCCGGUUCCUUCGUGCUGGUUGCCGCCUUUCAAUGCACACCGGUCAGCAUGGCCUGGACUAGUACCGGCCCAGGAACAUGCGUGAACAUCAACGUCUUCUAUCUCUGCAACGCGGCUCUAAACAUUCUGACCGAUCUGUUGACUUACACAUUACCUGUGCGAGUAAUCUUCAAGCUACAAAUGCCCCAAAAGCAGAAGAUUGCGCUUGUCUUUAUUCUCUGUUUGGGUCUCUUUGCCUGUAUCUCAUCUAUCAUCCGAAUUACCUACAUCCCUGCCAUGCUCACCUCCGCCGAUUACACAUACGCCAUCAGCGGUGCCAUGUACUGGUCCGUCAUCGAAACCAACGUCGGCAUCUUUGCGGCCUCAAUCCCUUCCUUCAAGGCCAUCGCUUCUCGCUUCAUUCCCCGCUUCAUCGGCGAGUACAGCAGUGGACGCAAGUACGGUCCAUGGUCGGGCAACACCGAUGCUCGGAAGUACGGAUCCGGGUUCACUAAAGUGACCGAUCCGAAUCAAAUCACUAUGAACACUAUGCGCGGCGGAGAUGAUGAUGAUGUUGGUUUGGGUACGCAGAUUGGUGCUGGGGAGCGGGAUAAUUCGAGUGAGGAUCGGAUUAUCAUCCCGGACGGAAAGAUAUUUACUCAGACCGAGAUUGAGACGACCGUUGAGACCACUGGUGAUUUUGAUUCCUCACGCGAGCAGGCUCGUCGGUCGAACCGAGGUUAUUCAUAG